AUGUGCGUCCUACCGGAAGUCAGCACUCCGGAUCGCAGGAUCCCCUUCCGUGAGAAGAUCUUGUGGACGGGCAUCUCUCUGUUCGUCUUCUUGGUUUGCUGUCAAAUUCCGCUGUAUGGCAUCUCGGCCAACAAGUCCACCGAUCCCUUCUACUGGAUGCGCGUCAUCCUUGCGUCGAAUCGCGGGACCUUGAUGGAGCUGGGCAUCUCUCCCAUUGUGACCUCAGGCAUGGUCAUGCAGUUGCUGGCGGGGUCCAAGCUCUUGGAGGUCGACCAGUCUGUCAAGGAGGAUCGAAUGCUCUUUCAGGCGGCCCAAAAGCUCUUCGGCAUGGUCAUUACUCUUGGACAAGCCAUGGCUUAUGUCCUGAGUGGGAUGUACGGACCGGUACAGGAUCUGGGUGCUGGCAAUGCUAUUCUGAUCAUCGUUCAGCUCUUCUGUGCCGGGGUCAUCGUGCUGAUUUUGGAUGAGCUGCUUCAGAAGGGAUACGGGCUGGGCUCAGGCAUCUCCCUUUUCAUUGCGACCAACAUUUGUGAGACAAUCUGCUGGAAAGCCUUCAGCCCCACCACCAUGAACACAGGCAAAGGCCCUGAGUUUGAGGGGGCAGUCAUUGCGCUUUUUCACCUGCUGAUCUCUAGGAGCGACAAGAUCACUGCGUUGAAAGAAGCUUUCUACCGGCAGACCGCUCCGAACAUUACAUCGCUCUUUGCCACAAUUCUGGUCUUCUUCUUCGUGAUCUAUUUUCAAGGCUGCUGUGGCUGA
Messenger RNA from Symbiodinium pilosum, 759 nucleotides. The record is from the annotation of a GenBank genome assembly. NCBI's taxonomy places the organism in Eukaryota, Dinophyceae, Suessiales, Symbiodiniaceae.